CGAACAGACUCCAUUUCCCGGCGGGCGUUGCGCGGCCAUUUGCCGGCAGUCCAAUGGCGGCUUCCGGCGCGGCGCCUUUUGGGAGCUGUAGUCGUCUCUCCGCCCGGGCGCUGUGGACGGCGGGAGUCGGGCGAAAUUCCCCUUCGCUUCCACGGCAGCCAUUACCCGCCGCCCAAGCCCGGACCGCGAGGCGCGCCUCGCUUGGCGCUGCCCUACUCCCUCCCCCUCCCUUCGGGCGGGCGGCGUUGCCAUGGCGACGGUCGCGGCCUAGCGGGCUUUUUCGCGCUCGGGGAGCGCGGCCUAGUUCGACGAGCUAAUUCUCGGCCUCGCGUGCCGGGCGGGUGGACGCCAUGUCCUUAGUGGCGUACGCCAGUAGCGGCGAGGAAGAGGAGGCGGCGGCAGAAGAAGAGCAGGAGGAGGAGGAGGAGGAAGCGGCGGCGGCGGCGGGGGGCCGAGGGCGCGGCGGACUCUUCUCCUCUCUGCCGCCCCCCAAGGGCAGGCCCGGCCCGGCCUGGCUCCCCGCCGGCCCCGCGCCUUCCCCCCCGCCGGCGCCCGAGCCCGCCCUCCCGCCGCCCAAGGCCAAGAAGCGGGCGCAGCCGGUCAGGAUAGCCGCGCCGCAGCUGCGGUCGCCCGACUCAGAUUCCGAGGAAGACAGUGAGCCAGCAAAGAAGCCUUUCCAGGGCCACAGUGAGGGGUCCGGCUUGUCCGCGUUGCUUCCUCAGCCCAAAAACCUGACUGUCAAGGAGACAAACAGGCUGCUUCUACCUUACGCUUUCUCAAAGAAAGUGUCGGAGAACUCCCAGCAGGAGCCAAAACCGGCUAAAGUUCCAGCAUCCACCUCCAAGCCCCCAAAGGCGGCGGCCCCCUCUGCCACGGCCACAACAACUCCCUCUCCGUCCGCCAUCAAGGCAGCGGCUAAGAACGCCGCCCUGCAGGUGACCAAGCAGAUCACCCAGGAGGAAAACGACAGCGAUGAGGAGGUGGCUCCUGAGAACUACUUCUCCCUGUUGGAGCCACCCACCAUCACCCCUGAGCCCUUUGUGUACUCAGCGGACAUCUUGACGGAUGACCUGCCCCCUGGGACAGAGCCGUCCCCUGAGCCCGAGGGCCAGGGUGCUGCUGCCAAUGCCCCCUUGGAGUUCAAGACUUCACCAGGAGCAGCAAGCUCUCAAGCAGCCCAUGGAUGGGCACCAAAGCCUGGAGAAGACUAUGGCAGCCAGCUGUACAGCCAGUAUCCCGGCAUCACCAGCGGUUACUAUGAGGAUUACUACAGCACUGGCUACUCUUUGGAAUCUGCUGACCCAGCCCUGGGACCCCCCCCGGAAAUGAGCAGUGACGUUUCUUCUUUCAUGGAUGAUGAAGCGUUCAAGCGUCUCCAAGGCAAACGGAACCGUGGGCGGGAAGAGAUCAACUUUGUGGAGAUCAAGGGGGACGAUCAGCUGAGUGGAGCCCAGCAGUGGCUGACCAAGUCCUUGACGGAGGAGCAGAACAUGAAGUCCUUCAGCAAGAAGAAAGGUGAGCAGCCCACCGGGCAGCAGCGCAGGAAGCAUCAGAUCACAUACCUGAUUCACCAGGCGAAAGAGCGGGAGCUGGAGCUGAAGAACACGUGGGCAGAAAACAAGCUCAGCAGGCGCCAGACGCAGGCCAAGUAUGGCUUCUAGGCCGCCCUGUCUGUAGCCAGCUGGCCCAGCAGUCGGCCCCGGCCCCGGUACGUACUGCGUGAGGGCUCAGGGCCUGUCUGUGGCGGUGGUGCUCGAAGGCCUGUCGAGGGAAGGGCCACCCUUGCUGUUUGCUGUUUCGACCACAAGCGGGAUCUGGAAGGGCUUGUCUGUGGGGCGGCGGCUGCUGCUGCUGAAGGGACUGUGGCCUGGCGCAGCUGGCUUAGCGGGUUGGACUGUGGCGAGUGCCGACUGCCCGUCUUCUGCCUCCAGACAGUUUCCUGCAGAUGAGGACUGAAUGUCAGGCGGAGCCCUGCCCUGCACCCUUCCCGGUGGGAUUGCUCUCUGGAAGGAAGGAGUGGCGAAGAUGUGGCGCCUGGCUUUUUUGCCCCCCUCCCCCCCAAACGCCUUUUGUGUUUUUCACGUUCCGGGCCAAGCUUCCCCCUCGAGGAACGUCCUUGUUUUUGUACGGUAGCAGCAUCAGCAGCUUCGUUCCCCAUCCAGUUUUGAAAACUGCUCUGGCCCCUUCCUGGACCUCCAUUUCUCAGCGGCCUCGUUCAAGGUUCUAGGGUCAAAUGCUCAUGGAAGGUGAUUUAUCCCGGAGCCACCGAACACUGCCACCGUUGCUACGUUUUGGGCAGAGGGGCUCAGCAGGCUCCAGUGAUUCGAGUGCGUUCUCUCACUUCUGGGUUGUUGUGGCCUCUUCCUUUGCCUUUCCUUCUGCAUAUCACACACCUGUGGGGGAAAAGGGCCUCGUUUCUCUCCAUAAAGUCUAGGCUGGAAGACCCCAGUGGCCAGGCCGUGGCCGUCUGCCCACGUGUGCCGUCUCCCCCUUGCUUGCCCUGCCGCCGUGGGCUCUGUGGAACUCUCCCUCGUUUCUGCUCUGCAGCUGAUGCGGCACUCAGUUGCUUUGUGUCCUGCUGUUCUGGGGAGGGGGGUGCCCCCAUUUGUGUCCCUUGGGGAAGGAGGACCACCCCCCACCCCGAUUGCAGAGUCCUGAGUGAGCGACGUCUGUUUUGGGGUUGGUUUUUUUUUUGUUUUAAAGCCAAUUUCUAGUCUAUUUCCCAGGACAUUUUAGUAGAAAAAAUAUUUCUUUUUUUGAGAAUUCCAAAAAUAAAGUACUCAUUCAAUAA
This is a messenger RNA of Sphaerodactylus townsendi, 2791 nucleotides long. RefSeq names its product proline rich mitotic checkpoint control factor (gene PRCC). The transcript has 7 exons. The record is from RefSeq and is a predicted model, not a curated record. Lineage: Eukaryota; Metazoa; Chordata; Lepidosauria; Squamata; Sphaerodactylidae. The coding region runs from base 351 to 1661 and encodes 436 amino acids. Gene Ontology annotation, cellular component: nucleus.